Ostertagia ostertagi is the source of this 552-nucleotide messenger RNA. NCBI's taxonomy places the organism in Eukaryota, Metazoa, Nematoda, Chromadorea, Rhabditida, Trichostrongylidae. The record is from the annotation of a GenBank genome assembly.
AUGAACAUAACGCUGAUGUUAUUCUAUUCCCCAUCUAAGGUUUGGUUCGACGUAUACGAGCUUCGUUCCCCGAAUGCCACUCUUCGUGAUGCUCCGUCCCCGAGGGGCGAUUUUGUCUACACACAGGAUGAAGUCAGCGUGAUGUUGGAAGAUCUGCGAGCAAUGAAACUUGUUGGAGUCACAGGAUUUGUCUUUGGUGCUUUGGACAGUACUGGAGCUCUUGAUGAAGUCGUCUGCAAGCGUCUGCUGCAAGCUGCGCGACCGGCUCCAUGUACCCUUCACCGAGCGUUCGAUCUUGCGAAGGAUUGGAGAUCGACUCUAGAUCAGGCCAUCACACUGGGCUUCAAGACCGUCCUCACCAGUGGCCAAGCAGCAACAGCGAUAGCUGGUCGCGACAGACUGAAGAAAAUCAAGAAGGAGGCAGCAGAUCAAAUACGCAUCAUGGCUGGCUCUGGUGUCAAUUCGAAAACACUCCCCACAUUGCUGUCCGACACCGGAUGCUCAUGGUAUCAUGGCUCAGCUUCUGUCCCUGUGGAGCCGAAGGUAAGGUAA